CAACAUAAUGUUCGAAUCAUCAAUCAGAGAUAAAAUUCAGGCAAUAAAAGAGAGAAAAAAAAGAGGCAGCUUAAAUAGCACUGCACCCCUGGUUGCACCGAGCCAUACGUGUAGAUAGAUUUCUUGCCUUGUUAGCAACAACAUCUGCUCGUACUUGCUCCUGUGUUCCGCUCACAAUACACACUGCUCUGCAUCUCUUGCAAGCCCAGGACUUUAUAACCUUUCUUGGCCCUGUGAUAGUUCUAGAGAGAGAAGGAAGGACAGAGAGGCAACAGAGGGGUGGGGGGAGAAAGCCAUGGUCGUGGAGAGUGAGGGCACCACUGUGUGUGCCCACCAAGAAGUGCCGGUCGCCAUGGAGGAGGAGAAGGGAGGAGGAGGAGGAUGGGGCAAGAGGAGGAGGAAGCAGCAGGGGAGAGGAGGGGAAGGCGGGGAGAAGAAGAAGUACGCCCUGGUGAGCUACCACGAGCUGCCGGAGUACAUGAAGGAGAACGAGUUCAUCCUCAACUACUACCGCUCCGAGUGGCCCAUCCUCAAUGCCGUCCUCAGCCUCUUCUCCUGGCACAACGAGACCAUCAACAUCUGGACGCAUCUCCUUGGGUUCAUCCUGUUCUUCGGUCUCGCUCUGGUGCAUCUUGGCCAGUACUUCCCUCAGGUGGCCGAUCUGAUAGGGCACCUUUCCUGGCCAAUCUCAAAGGUUGCUGAAAAUGUCUCCAGCAAUAUUGGGGAUGUCUUAUCUGGUGCGGCCAUGUUCAUGCAGACGAACCCGGCGCUGGCCUCCUACGGCAUGGCGGUGGCGUCGCAGACGACACGGUGGCCGUUCUUCGUGUUCCUGGCGGGCGCCAUGUUCUGCCUGCUGAGCAGCAGCGCGUGCCACCUGCUGUCGUGCCACUCGCACCGGCUGAACCUGUUCCUGAUCCGGCUCGACUACACGGGCAUCGCGGUGAUGAUCGUGGUGUCCUUCUUCCCUCCCAUCUACUACAUCUUCCAGUGCGACCCGCACUGGCAGGUGGUGUACCUGUCCGCGAUCACGGCCGCGGGGGUGGCCACCGUGUACGCGCUCAUGUCCCCGCGCCUGAGCGCGGCGCGGUACCGCGCCCACCGCACGCUGCUGUUCGUGGGCAUGGGCCUGUCGGGCGUCGUCCCCGCCGUGCACGCGACCGCCGUGAACUGGCACGAGCCGCACCGGAACGUGACGCUGGCGUACGAGGGCGCCAUGGCGGUGUCCUACCUGACCGGCGCCGUGUUCUACAUGACGCGGGUGCCGGAGCGGUGGAGGCCCGGGGCGUUCGACCUCGCGGGCCACAGCCACCAGAUCUUCCACGCGCUCGUCAUCGCCGGCGCGCUCGCGCACUACGGCGCCGCCAUCGUGUUCCUCAAGGUCCGCGACGAGAUGGGCUGCCCGGCCAAGUGACGCCGUAUCGGCGUGCGCGAACUCAUGCAUGGGAGUAGAAAUUGAACUGUUUUGUUUUGUAAGGUUCUCUAGUGGUCAAUUACAGUUUUUACAGCAGCAGCAGCAGCAGCAAGUGUGCAAUAUUGACUAAUACCGUCCGAUGAAUGAUUGUUGAUUGUGACAGAUUCCAUGUCAAUCUGUACAUAGAAGCUUGAUUAUGAAUC
Molecule: messenger RNA, 1614 nt
Organism: Phragmites australis (common reed)
Lineage: Eukaryota; Viridiplantae; Streptophyta; Magnoliopsida; Poales; Poaceae
Product: heptahelical transmembrane protein ADIPOR1-like
Exons: 4
Coding region: 296-1411 (371 amino acids)
Biological process (GO): response to hormone
Cellular component (GO): membrane
Molecular function (GO): signaling receptor activity
Source: RefSeq, a predicted model, not a curated record